Molecule: messenger RNA, 1752 nt
Organism: Parasteatoda tepidariorum (common house spider)
Lineage: Eukaryota; Metazoa; Arthropoda; Arachnida; Araneae; Theridiidae
Source: RefSeq, a predicted model, not a curated record
ACAGAACGGAGUAAAAUGAGGUCGCAGUGAAUAAAUGAGUAGAAAGAUCCAAAAAUAGAUAUUUUACAAUUGCCUUUUUUGUGUUCUUCUUAAAAGUUCUCUAUAACACUUCAACUACUUUGAUUAAAAACGAGAAUGUAAUAAGUUAAAAUUGUUUUCUUUUUUUUCUUCUUUCAAUUAACCUUUUAAAGAGAAUAAAUAAUUAUAGUUUUCUUAUCUAUUUCUGUAAAUAAUUUUGUAGCUUCGUAUAUUUGCAAUUUAAUCUUUAUGGUAAAGGAAUAGGGAUCUUUCCUGUCUCUGAAAGCACGGCAUCAGGAAUGGAUUGUUGGGGUAAUAUUUCUCUUGUCCACAACUCUUCAAUAGCUCUAGUAACAUCGAUGUGGUACAGUGUAAAUCCCACUCAUAGUUAUCAGAAAUAUAACUCUUUAUCACGCCAAGAAUUUGAUAUAUGGUGGCAAGAGCUUGAAGACACUCUUAUAAAUAACUUAAACUUGCUACCCAUUCCUCCGAGUACGAAAAAUCUUCUUUUAAAUAUUGCUCAACCGAUUGGCAAAGAACUACAAAGAUGGUUGGAAUUUCACGCAUUUCUGGAAUUAGGGGACUUAAAACUAUCUGAGACACUGAUAUGGGAAUCACCCGGAACAAUAGAUUGGAAAACUACUGCCGAGAAAACUAUUUUAAACGAGAAUUUGUGUAUUCUAAACAGAUUUAGAUUGGCUUGCAUUAAUUGUUUAGACGUCCUAAUAAAUCAACUUUGGCCAGAAGUUCGUUUCUACUUUUAUGACGUUGAUAAUGAGCGUUUAAAUUGCGCUGAAGUACCAGAAAUAAUGUUUUGGGUGUGUCAUUUAGAAGAUAAAAUGGAAGAUAUGAUGGAAAUAAUGGAAUUCAGUGGACAUCACGAAUUUAUGCAGUCUGCCGCAUGGUCAGCAGUUAUAAACAAUAACGCCGUGGCAGCCAAAUAUUUUAUCGAGCAAUUAGAACCGCAAGACUUGUCUAAAGUCGUCAAGAACUCUUUAAACUACUUAAUUAUGAAGCGACUGGAUUGUAAUUCAAACUUACUGGCUUAUCUUUUAUCUAAUUUAAGUAAGACGGACCAAAACAUACUAUUCAUUGCACAAUCAGAAAAUAUGUUACUCCACUUUCUAAACUGGCCAUUGCAGAAUCUAUUUUUGGAACUCGUUGAUGAUCUUUGGAAAGCGUUGUCCCCCGUGGCUUACUACAAUAUCUUAGAGGAAGUAAUUCGUAAAGCUUCAGAAUUUCACCAUGGUCUAAUCUACAGAGAAAUAUUUCAAGAAUUUUGGGAGAAGGCUUCGUUGCGUUACAAAUGUUACGUCAUUCACAAAUGCAUCAAUGCUACAUUUCUGAGCAGGAUAUUUUCACUGAAGGAAACAGAUGAGUUUGUGGAAAGGAUAAUUAAGUAUUCAACUAUAGAACAGCGGAUGCAAAUACUUCUAGAGUUCAACGGUAUGCAAACUAUCGAUUAUUUGAUUAGCAAGCAAAGGUGGAAUUCAUUGAAAUCCUAUAUUAAAACUUGCAUCUCGGACGAUACAGAUAUCAAUAAAAUAAGAGGAGUCUACAGUGAACAUGUGAAUAGAAGUUCUUAUAUAACCAUAUCUGAUGUCGAUGUUAAGCAGUUUAAUGAAACUCUUGACAAUAUUUAUGAGUCUUAUACAAGUAUUAAUGUUAAAUGAUAUUGUUUUUAAAUUUUUUUUAUCUGCCAAAAAUGAGAAAUAAAUUUUAUUUAAACAAGAA